CGGCGCAGCACCAGCACCAUGUGGCACUGGGCGGCCACCUGCGGCAUGGGGCGCGUGCUGGACUCGGCGCUGCGCGUGCGCGGCGUGGACGCGCUGCGCGUGGCGGACGCGUCGGCCAUGCCGGGCCUCACCAGCGGCAACACCAACAUGCCCGUCAUCAUGCUGGCCGAGCGCGCCGCGGACCUCAUCAAGGCCGACUGGCCGUAGGCGCCGUAGCCAGACGCAUUCUCAGAGUCGAGGCAAAUCAACAAAAAAUUUAAAAUACUCUGCAAUUUACUUAGAUAACCGGCCGAAAGGUACAAAUAAAGCCGUUCGUGGCCCCCCUGUAAAAUGUGCCACCUUAACAUACGAAAAAUACGAUUUUUUGAAAACUGA
Thrips palmi is the source of this 375-nucleotide messenger RNA. RefSeq lists its product as uncharacterized. The record is from RefSeq and is a predicted model, not a curated record. NCBI's taxonomy places the organism in Eukaryota, Metazoa, Arthropoda, Insecta, Thysanoptera, Thripidae. Bases 19 to 207 code for a protein of 62 amino acids. The transcript has a single exon. Gene Ontology annotation, molecular function: oxidoreductase activity, acting on CH-OH group of donors; flavin adenine dinucleotide binding.